AUGGGCAUGGAAGAAAUGACCCACUUGGACGACCCUUUGGCAGGAUCCUCUGGAAGGACGACCCUUUGGCAGGAUCCUCUGGAAGGUAUGAAUCCCAGGGAUAUUUGCCAUGACCCCCUGCAUCAUUGGGCCCAGCAACAAGGCGGGGCCCAAAGCAAUAAAACCUCAGCAUGGGCCAGCUGUCCAAGGGAUCAUCAUAUGAACCAGGAGUGUGAUCAAGGAAGGAGAAUCAAUCUUAAAUUAUCCAGAAACCAGGAGGGGUAUUCAGGAAGGGGGAACCCAUCUGGGAAAUUAAACCUGAGAUUCAAUGAUGGGAUCCAAGAACCAAGAGGGGAACCAGGAGGGGUAUGCGGGAAGGAGAACCCAUCUGUGAAAUUAGACCUGGAAUUCAAUGAUGGGUUUCCGGUUGGGGGAGCAGGAAAAUUGCGACCCCCGCAG
This is a messenger RNA of Notodromas monacha, 438 nucleotides long. Lineage: Eukaryota; Metazoa; Arthropoda; Ostracoda; Podocopida; Cyprididae. The record is from the annotation of a GenBank genome assembly.